UGAAUGUUAAAUUUUCAUCAUGACAUUAUGGAAAAUAAUUAACUUUAUCACAAUAUGCUAAUAUUUUGAGAAGGACCUGUACAUCAAAAUCUAAUUUACAAUUGCUAUGUGAAACAAGGGUGAAGUAUUCUUAGAGCUGAGAGCUGAAAGAGAGAUGAGAAGUAAUGCUGUAGUUUAGAGAAAGAAGACAUGAAAGCUAAUGGAAAUAAAUAUUUUAGGUGAUUUUGUAAUCUUAAUAAAGGGAAAUGAUAAUGUCAUAAAGUUGACAUUAAACAGGAAAUUCAGUUUUGCCUCUCACUCCAAGAAGACUGCCUUCUAAAAGUCCUACCACAGCCCCUUUAUCCAAGCAAGACGAAAGUCUGGAUGGCAUUUAAAGUUUUUAAUCCUUACAGAGCAUGUAGGCCUGUUAAAACCCCCACAAAGUAGAUCCUUUCAUCAAAAUGAAAAGCGGAAAGAGGAGAGAUGAGGAAUCCAGUCCAUUUAAAGGUAAAUGUUUCCCUAAAAAUGACCUCUUUCAUGUUGACGUUGUAAACAUUUGGACAGAAUGGACAAAAUCACUAAAUUGCGUUUUAGACAAGAGAAUAAAAUCAAAAUAUCCAAAAUACCAACCAAAUGCAGUAUUUGGGGAAUGGAAUGACUCUGUAGAGUGGUAUGUCUGGGAAAGCUACGGGUUAAUUUAAGACUAGGAGCAAAACCUGUUGCCAAUUAGAAGCAGUGAGCACCACAUGUGGACUAGACCCAGAUAGAAGCCAGAAGCCGCGCUGUGCGCAAUGGAGACAAACUGAAUAAGUGCAGUAAAGUUGAGUUAUGUACGUAUUUGAGGAGAAAGAUUUUUUUUCCAUCACAGAGAUGAUCAAACAUAAUCCAUAUAUUUGAUAAACGGACGCCUGAAAAUUUGGGCCACCAUCCCCAAGUGGCCUCUGUACAUGUUCCCCCCCGGAAAGAUUGCAACAUGAAGACUGCCUGGGCGACUUUUGUGCUUCUGUCCAUUUCUGUACUCUGCUCAGGGAGCGGAUCUGAAGUUUGUCGGGGGACGCGCUGCUUCUCUGGCCAGGACUGGAGCAGACGGUGCAUCGGAGCGCACUGCCAGGGGCGUACUGAGGCGUCCGCUCCCCAACGGCAGCUACAUAACCCUGCACAAUCUAGGACGGGACAGGUUUAUCCAAGCUACCAGCAGGACGCUCAGUUCCGUCAGCACCAAGCUCAGAGCAUCCAAGUAUCAUCCUACAGCAACGUCCAGUCUCAGCACAGAGGCACUGAUGGCACUAGAAGGACGAACCCAAGGACUAUCACGGCAGAGGUGUUUCAUCCUGGCUGCAGUGGUGGGUCUUGUUCAACCACAGUUUCUCAUCGACCCACGAAUGAUGACAGCGCCUCGCGAGAGUGCAAAGGUACUGGAUGCAGAGUGUCUCCGCAGAUGAGCCAAAAGCAGCAGCCAUGCGUCGGGGAGAGCUGCAGGGUGCACAAUGGGAACGACGGGAGACGAAACUCUGCUCCCGUUCAUGUGAUGGACAGAGCGGCGCAGUUCCUCGGCGAGCGCCCAGACUUUGGUUUGGAUCGUGGAUCUUGGAUACAGCUGGCAUGUGACAUGAAGCCAGUGUCCAACGAAGUUCCAUCAGAGGACGCUCUUGUCCUGCAGCUGCAGCUAUCCAAGAGCCAGGACAGGUUCGUUGAGGCCCUCAAGAGCCAGCAGAGUGACGUCAAGGAACUGCAGAGGCUUCUCAGUGAACAGCAGGGGGCGCUUGUUAACCAACAGAGGGAAAUACUAGAGCAACAGAGGAGGAUGUAUGAGCAGAUGGAGCAAGUAAAAGCCCAGUACAGAAUUCUGAUGGACACUAUCAAACAGACGUCUUUCCAGAGUCUUCAGGAGGAGCUGGACAGUCACAUGGAAACCUUGAGUGGGCAGGUUAGAGGCCAUCGCACACAGCAAGCUCUGUCAUUGCACAAAGUGGACAUGGAGGCCAGUGUAAUGGAGGUGGGACAGCCCCAGCUGGCCUGUGGGAGCUGUGGUCCUGAGGAGUACUGCAGCUACAGCAGCAGCCAUCCUCACUGUGAAAAGUGCACAGUUUGCCCACCUGGCUUCUUCCUGGUUGCUCAAUGUUCUGUCCAUGCCGACAGGAUCUGCCAGGACCGAGAUGAAUGUCUUGAAAUAUCAGACUUGUGCAGAGAUAAACAGAAGUGUAUUAACACUCCAGGUGGAUUCAGGUGCCAGGGCAUGACAGUACGUGAUGCCAACUCUGGAAUGUGCGGCCAUGGCUAUUUUUACAACUCUGAGAUGGAUGAGUGUCAGGCCUGCAACGAGUGUGAUGGGGAACCUGUUGUUUCUCCUUGCACCUUUGUCUCGGACACCGUCUGCUCUGGCCCUGCUGCUGAUGUUGCUGCAUUGUCUCUCUCCUGGUCUGGAGACAUGAGCCUGCAGGAUCCAAAAGGCCAGAUCCUGGUUCACGCCUUCCCCAGCGUGCAGUUUCAAAUCCAGGGAAGAGAUGAUGUGUCUCUGGUUUCAGCUGAGAAUGGUCACCUGGUACUGAGGCAGCACGGUUUGAUCUGGCUCGAUGGUGUUCUGUCCCUUAGUCAUGGCUGUCGCAGCUUCAUCCAGGUCUGCCUGCAUAUAAACCACACAGAUGGCUCUGAGGGUCGCGACCUGAGUGGCAUCCGAGUGGAGCACAGGGAACGGAGGUCUCUUCAAAGUGUCAGCAUCAGUGGGGUUGCAGAAGUUGCCCCGGGGCACAUUAUGUCCCUCUUUCUGCGGAGUGCCAGCCAUCACUGUAACCAAAGCAAUGAAGGUCUGCAGCUUUAUGACACCUCUGCAGCUAUGCUCAGCCUCUUCUGGCUCUCUCAUGACACUGGGGCUGUUGCCAUGACUGCACAGGCCAUAGUUUCUGCACAUUACCACACAAACUACCGCCCGGCCUUCCGCAUUGCCUCCACCUCUGACCCUUACAUAGUGGGUCUGACUCAUGACAGUCGAGGAAUACGUUUUACAGAGAGUGGAACAGUGCGUUUUGUGUUCCAGCAGGCAUUGUAUUCUAUGGGCCAAGCUUGUGUAAGUGAAGGGUUUCAGCUUGUGGCAUAUCUCAACAAAAAUGGAACUUCCAUGGAGAUGCUUCGCGUCUUCAAACCAGGAGUUCACUACCGAGACACAUCUAUAUCGCUGUCUGGAGCCACGACAGUCAGCCCCGGGGAUGCAAUUAGCUUUGAGAUCCUCUCCCCCGCUCAGUGCAAUGUACGUUUCUUUGGCGAUGAGACUGCCAUCAGUCUUCUGAGUCUGUUUUGGGUCCCUGCUGCCAUCUCUUCCUCCAUCACUGCUGCUGUUGCAAGCACUGGCCUUCCAUCAGGAGCAGUUCGAAACAAGCCUCUGUUCUUCCACCAGACCAGCUCCCAGGUGCCCCAAAUGGGGCUGCUGGGGAAAGGAUCGCCAAGACAGCGAAAGGACUUUGUCUUCAGGGAGAGUGGCACAGUCAGUGUGGCUUUGGACCUCAAACUCAUUCACUCCUGCAGCUUGGUCAAGGUGACUCUGCUGAGGCAAAGUGAUUCUGAAGGCAGUCAUGAAGCAGACAGGCUGCAGCCUGUACCUAUAGCUCAGCAGGUAAUGGGUCAAAUGCUGGAGGGUAGUCAGUGGGCCAGCAUGAGUCUUCGAGCAUCCUUUCAGGUUUAUAACGGCACCUCUGUCUUUUUCAUUCUAGACUGUGUACGUGGACGAGUCAAUCAGAUUAGUCACCAAACAGGAAGUGGGGUGUCAGCUCUCUGGGUGCCAGCAUGAUAAAACAGCCAGAAAGGGCAAUACUUACCUUUAAUAUUUCUUCCUAUAUGAGUUAGUCCCAACAAUAAAACCACUGACAUUUAUCAUACUACAAUGCAGUGUUCUGUGAGGUAGCACAUGUUGCUGACUUUCAUUUAAAUGGUACC
Molecule: messenger RNA, 3906 nt
Organism: Girardinichthys multiradiatus
Lineage: Eukaryota; Metazoa; Chordata; Actinopteri; Cyprinodontiformes; Goodeidae
Exons: 6
Coding region: 953-3760 (935 amino acids)
Molecular function (GO): protein binding; calcium ion binding
Source: RefSeq, a predicted model, not a curated record